AUGGUUAAAAAUUUAAUGUCUAUCUAUCUAUCUAUCUAUCUAUCUAUCUAUCUAUCUAUCGAUCUAUCUAUCUUUCUACAUUAUUACAUGCUUUUAUAUCGGGACCCGCCCCACACUAUCUAUCUAUCUAUCUAUCUAUCUAUCUAUCUAUCUAUCUAUCUAUCUCAGAUAUGCAUUCUCAAUCAAUCUAUCUAUCUAUCUAUCUAUCUAUCUCUAUCUAUCUAUCUAUCUAUCUAUCUAUCUAUCUAUCUCAGUGUAUUCUUUAUCUAUCUAUCUAUCUAUCUAUCUAUCAAUCUAUCUAUCUAUCUAUCUAUCUAUCUAUCUAUCUAUCUCAGUCUAUUCUUAUCUAUCUAUCUAUCUGGUAAUUUUCAUUCACCUCUUUCGUUUGCGUAUUUCACACAUUCAUUACUUUCCUCUUCCUUCUCCAUUCGACCGCACGCGCAUUUCAUUUCUAUCUAUCUAGCACACUUGCCGACAAAAUUGCAUUUAUCUUAUCGUCCUGAUCUACUUAUUUCUUCUUCUUCUUCUUCUUCUUCUUCUUCUUUUUUCUUUCUAUUUUUCAUUCUUUUUAUUUAUUUUUCUUCACUAUUAAUUAUUCCCGUUUUCUUUUUCUUUCUAUUUAUGUGUUUUGUGAUUUUUUCAUUGUAUUUUUUUCGCAACGAAGAUUUUCUUCAUUUUCUCCGAUUUUCUUUCUAUUUUUUCAUUUUACAUUUUUUCAUUCUCUUUUUUUUUUUUGCUGAUUGCCUCAAGUUUUUCGCAAUCUCUUUCAACAACUUUCGUUCGUUCGUUCGUUCGUUCGUUCCUUCCUUCCUUCCUGCUUCCUUCCUUUUUUUGCUUCCUUCCUUCCUUAUUUUUCUUUCCUUCUUUCGUUAUCCUUCCUUCCUUCCUUCCUACCAUCCUAACAUCCUUCCUUCCUUCCUUCCUUCCUUCCUUCCUUCCUUCCUUCAUUUUCUUGCUUCCUUCCUUCCUUAUCCUUCCUACCAACUUCCUUCCUUCCUUCCUUCCUUUUUUCCUUCCUUCCUUCCUUCCUUCCUUCAUUUUCUUGCUUCCUUCCUUCCUUAUCCUUCCUACGAACUUCCUUCCUUCCUUCCUUCCUACCAUCUUUCCUUCCUUCCUUCCUACCAUCCUUCUUUUCCUUCCUUCUACUUUCCUUCCUUCCUUCCUUCCUUCCUUCCUUCCUACCAUCUUUCCUUCCUUCCUUCCUACCAUCCUUCCUUCCUUCCGUCCUUCCUUCCUUCCUACCAUCCUUCCUUCCUUCUUUCCUUCCUUCCUUCCUUCCUUCCUACCAUCUUUCCUUCCUUCCUACUAUCCUUCCUUCCUUCUUUCCUUCCUUCCUUCCUUUCCUUCCUUCAUUCCUUCCUUCCUUCUACCUUUCCUUCCUUCCUUCCUUCCUUCCUUCCUUUCCUUCCUUCUUUCCUUCCUUCCUUCCUUCCUUCCUACCAUCUUUCCUUCCUUCCUACUAUCCUUCCUUCCUUCUUUCCUUCCUUCCUUCCUUUCCUUCCUUCAUUCCUUUCUUCCUUCUACCUUUCCUUCCUUCCUUCCUUCCUUCCUUCCUUCCUUCCUUCUACCUUUCCUUCCUUCUUUCCUUCCUUCCUUCCUUCCUUCUACCUUUCCUUCCUUCUUUCCUUCCUUCCUUCCUUCCUUCCUUCCUUCCUUCCUUCCUUCCUUCCUUCCAUUCCUUCCUUCCUUCUUUUUCCUUCCUUCCUUCCUUCCUUCCUUCCUUCCUUCCUUCCUUUCCUUCCUUCCUGCCUACCUUCCUUCCUUCUACCUUUUCCAUCCUUCCUUCCUUCCUUCCUUCCUUCCUUCCUUCCUUCCUUCCUUCCUACCAUCUUUCCUUCCUUCCUUCCUACCAUCCUUCCUUCCUUCCUUCCUUCCUUCCUUCCUUCCUUCUACCUUUCCUUCCUUCCUUCCUUCUACCUUUUCUUCCUUCCUUCCUUCCUUCCUUCCUUCCUACCAUCUUUCCUUCCUUCCUUCCCACCAUCCUUCCUUCCUUUUUCCUUCCUUCCUUCUACCUUUUCUUCCUUCCUUCCUUCCCUUCCUUCCAUUUUCCUUUCUUCCUUCCUUUCCUUCCUUCCUUCCUUCCUUCCUUCCUUCCUUCUACCUUUCUUUUCCUUCCUUCCUUUUCUUGUUUCCUUCCUACCUCCCUUCCUUAUCCUUCCUACCAUCCUACCGUCCUUCCUUCCUUAUCCUUCCUUCCUUCCUUCUACCUUUCUUUCCUUCCUUCCUUUUCUUGCUUCCUUCCUUCCUUCCUUCCUUAUCCUUCCUACCAUUCUACCGUCCUUCCUUCCUUAUCAUUCCUUCCUUCCUUCCUUCCUUCCUUCCUUCCUUCCUUCUUCCUUCCUUCCUUCCUUCCUACCACCUUUCCUUCCUUCCUGCCUUCAUUUUCUUGCUUCCUUCCUUCCUUCCUUCCUUAUCCUUCCUACCAUCCUUCCUUCCUACCAUCCUUCUUUCCUUCCUUCCAUCCUUCCUUCCUUCCUUUCAUCCUUCUUCUAA
Molecule: messenger RNA, 2493 nt
Organism: Acanthosepion pharaonis
Lineage: Eukaryota; Metazoa; Mollusca; Cephalopoda; Sepiida; Sepiidae
Source: the annotation of a GenBank genome assembly